AUGGCUGCAGCCUGUUCCUUGGUGGCCGAGUUCAUGAGAGAGAACGAGGAGAUCUGUCGUCGCGUGUACGAGCGCAUGAAGUUUGUGAACGAGGAGCUGUACAAAAUCACGGACGAGACGGUACUACGCCAGAACCGCGUGCUGUUCAUGUACGGCCGCACCAUCUCCGACUUCCUUACGUUUCUCAAGCGCCAGUCGCAAAAGAGUCUCAUCAAGCGACUGGCCAGCAACCGCAAGGUCGUGGACGCCAUCCAAGACUUCCACAGCGAUAUGGACGAGCUCUUUAAGCUGCUCAACAUUGUGCAUAUGGUCGAGAUGGCCAAGUGGAAGCAAGAGUGGGAGGAGGACCGGAAGCGGAUCCACCAACAAAUGGCCGACAUCUUGGCCAACGGCCAGAGUAUCCACGCCGAGAUCCAGAGCUCUGGGUCCACUCUUAAAGAAGGACUGGCUAUGAUCAAGUACGAGCUCGAGCACAAGAAGGAGCAGAACGACCCCGAGCAGCUGAAGCUUAUGCACAAAGCCUUCAAGACGGUCGUGCGCACGUCCAAAGCCAAAGUUCCAGUGGUGCCCGAGUGGUUCAUCAGCAGUGACGACGUCGAGUUCGACGCCAAAGAUCAGUUCGACUGCGGCUCCUAUGGCUCCGUACACCGAGGGGUAUGGGGCAAAGGAGCCAAGGUGGUGAUCAAGUGCCUGCUCAUGGACGACGACCAGGCCAUGAAGUCGUUCAUUAAGGAGGUGGACGUCUGGAACAAGCUCAGUAAUCCACAUAUCGUAAAGCUCUUCGGUGCCUGCCAUGUCAGCACCCCCGCCUUCUUUGUGUGUGAAGACGCGAUCCACGGAAACCUCGCCGACUACUUGAUGGAAGACAAGAGCGAGAAGGUGGUGCACGGAGACCUCAAGUGCAACAAUAUCGUCAUUGGCGGGGACGACAAGGCCAAGAUCUGCGACUUUGGCUUUAGUUACAUCCGUAGUCAGUCGGUAGGAUUGAGUGCAAAGGCCCAGACGGAUACUGUGCGUUGGAAAGCCCCCGAGUGCUUGAUGCCCAUGGGUGAGAGCGAUGCCGACGCUGCUCACAACCCACGCUUCGCUUCGGAUGUCUAUUCCUUCGGAAUGUGCAUCGUUGAGGCCUUUUCGGACGAACCUCCGUAUGCUCUGGACGACGACGAUACGAUUCUCGAAAAAGUGUUUUCUGGAGAAGAAUAUCAUCGUCCGGAAGGUCUGAAGGAUGACGAAUGGCAGCUUGUACAGCGCUUGACGGAGCCGGAUUGGGAUAAGCGAAUCGGCAUCUCCGCUGCGAUUGAUGAGCUCCAGAGGUUCGCAGAGCGGCAGAAGGACGCACACCAAGCCACGCAGGAGUGUCCGAGCUGUUCAAUGAAUGUCUUGGCUGGAUUUAAGUUCUGUAGCAAGUGUGGAUCACCGUUAGGAGAGCGUGGAGCAGCGCUGGCGUAA
Messenger RNA from Phytophthora infestans T30-4, 1449 nucleotides. RefSeq names its product protein kinase. Gene Ontology annotation, molecular function: protein tyrosine kinase activity; ATP binding. The record is from RefSeq and is a predicted model, not a curated record. The coding region runs from base 1 to 1449 and encodes 482 amino acids. The transcript is spliced from 3 exons. NCBI's taxonomy places the organism in Eukaryota, Oomycota, Peronosporomycetes, Peronosporales, Peronosporaceae. Gene Ontology annotation, biological process: protein phosphorylation.